AUAUAAAGAGGCCGAAGCUAACACUAAUACUACACAAAUGCAAACCCCAAAAAAACCCUUAAACUUGCUUUGAUAAUCAUCCGUUUUGGUGUCUAAAAGCUUUGGUAAGCCAUCAAUGGCACCUUCUCAAAUUUUCAUAGCAAUUUUCCUAGCUUCCUUUUUUCUUGUUCCGGCUGUUUUGGGCUAUGGGACGAAUGCUGUGAGGUCAUGGUGCAGCAAGACUCCCAACCCACAGCCAUGCGAGUAUUUUUUGAGCAAUGAUCCAAAAAACACCCCAAUCAAAGAUGAGCCUGAUUUUCUCAAAAUCUCCAUGCAACUCGCUCUAGAGCGUGCCGAACGUGCGCAAAGUCACACUUACUUGUUGGGCCCAAAAUGCCGAAACAAGAGAGAAAAGGCUGCAUGGGCCGACUGCCUUAAUCUCUAUGAGCUAACCAUCCUCCGCCUCAACAAAACUGUUGAUUCGAGCACCAAGCUCAACAAGGAUGAUGCUCAAACAUGGCUCAGCACGGCUUUAACCAACCUCGAAACAUGCCGGACGGGGUUCAUCGAACUCGGGGUCCCGGAUUAUAUUCUACCCAUGAUGUCAAAUAACGUGUCCAAUUUAAUCAGUAACACUCUGGCUCUCAACAAGGCACCUUACAAGGAACCUAGCUACAAAGAUGGGUUCCCAACAUGGGUGAAGCCCGGUGACCGGAAGCUAUUGCAGUCUUCAUCGCCGGCUUCUAGGGCGAACAUCGUGGUAGCACAAGAUGGUUCAGGGAAUUAUAAGACAAUAAAAGACGCGAUAUCCGCUGCUUCAAAGCGGUCGGGAAGUGGAAGGUACGUGAUAUACGUGAAGGCAGGUACGUACAAGGAAAAUGUUGAGAUACGCAGCAAGCUGAAAAAUAUCAUGCUGGUGGGCGAUGGUAUAGGGAAGACCAUUAUCACCGGGAGCAAAAGCGUUGGACAAGGGUCGACGACUUUCAAUUCAGCUACUGUUGCUGCUGUUGGAGAUGGGUUCAUUGCUCGUGACAUUACAAUCAGAAACACCGCAGGUCCACAGAAUCAUCAGGCGGUUUCUCUUCGUUCGGGCUCUGAUCUCUCGGUGUUCUAUAGAUGCAGCUUUGAAGGCUACCAAGACACUCUCUACGUCCAUUCCGAGAGGCAAUUUUACAGAGAAUGUGACAUCUACGGAACCGUUGAUGUCAUAUUCGGCAAUGCUGCGGUUGUCUUGCAAAACUGUAACAUAUAUGCUCGCAGACCCCCUAACAAGACCAACACCGUCACUGCCCAGAGCAGGACUGACCCUAACCAAAACACCGGAAUUAUAAUCCACAACUCUAGAGUUACAGCCGCUUCCGACUUGAAGCCGGUACAAAGCUCGGUUAAAACAUACCUAGGGAGGCCAUGGAAACAAUAUUCGAGGACGGUUUUCAUGAAAACGUUCCUUGAUAGCUUGAUUAACCCGGCUGGUUGGAUGGAGUGGGAUGGUAAUUUUGCACUCAAUACAUUGUAUUACGCAGAGUAUAUGAACACUGGCACUGGUUCAUCCACAUCUAACAGAGUCAAGUGGCGCGGCUACCAUGUUCUCACUAGCGCAAGCGAGGCAUCGAAGUUCACCGUCAGCAAUUUCCUUGCCGGAAAUUCUUGGCUGCCUGCCACUGGUGUGCCUUUCACCUCUGGCCUUUAAUUUCUUGCAUUUGUAUAUGUAUGAUUUCGAAUUAAUUCAAGUAAUUUAAUAUCUCCCUGUGGUACCACCAAUGCUUCUAUGUACACACAAAGUUGUUUGUGUAAUUUUAGUAAGAGUAAUAAAGAUGAAUAUCAUUCUUUUC
Messenger RNA from Theobroma cacao (cacao), 1811 nucleotides. Its product is annotated as Plant invertase/pectin methylesterase inhibitor superfamily. Gene Ontology annotation, biological process: cell wall modification. Gene Ontology annotation, molecular function: pectinesterase activity; enzyme inhibitor activity. The record is from RefSeq and is a predicted model, not a curated record. Lineage: Eukaryota; Viridiplantae; Streptophyta; Magnoliopsida; Malvales; Malvaceae.